GUUCACUCUUACUGCAAGUGCAAUGGCAGCCUUCCAACCAGCUUCCUGCUUCUGAGCUUCUCCUUGGAGUCCUCUCUCAGCUUGGUCUUCCUAGAAAGUUCUCCCCACAAAUUGUUCGCAACUCCAGGUUGCCUACCGGUAAAGUCUGUAUUUGGUGGUGUGCAGUUCACUGACCGUGUGACUGCCGUUCCAGCCUGUGUGCACUACCGCGUCUGUCUCCUCGCCCAGCCUUCCGAGUGUUCUGGAGUACAAGUCCGGGUCCAGCCGAGCCUUUCAUUCCCUCACCUCUGUAGAACUCACAGCUUCCUCUGCCCAGGAUGUGGGAAGACGAGAGACGAAGUAAUAAGGAAGCGUCUCCUUAUUGACGGAGAUGGUGCUGGAGAUGACCGCAGAAUUAAUCUGCUAGUGAAGAGCUUCAUUAAGUGGUGCAACUCUGGAUCCCAAGAAGAGGGAUACAGCCAGUACCAACGCAUGCUGAGCACGCUGGCCCAGUGUGAGUUCUCCAUGGGCAAAACCUUGCUGGUGUAUGACAUGAAUCUCAGGGAGAUGGAGAACUAUGAAAAAAUUUACAAAGAAAUAGAAUGCAGUAUUGCAGGAGCACAUGAAAAAAUUGCUGAGUGCAAAAAGCAGAUUCUUCAAGCAAAGCGAAUACGAAAAAAUCGCCAAGAAUAUGAUGCUUUGGCAAAGGUGAUCCAGCAUCAUCCAGAUAGGCAUGAGACUUUAAAGGAACUAGAGGCUCUGGGAAAAGAGUUGGAGCGUCUCUCACACAUCAGAGAGAGUGUGGAAGACAAGCUGGAAUUGAGACGGAAACAGUUUCAUGUUCUUCUUAGCACCAUCCAUGAACUUCAGCAGACACUGGAGAAUGAUGAAAAACUCUCAGAAGUAGAAGAAGCCCAAGAAACAAGCAUAGAAGCAGAUGCUAAGCCAUAACAGGUUAAUCACUCACCGUUCCUGAGAUUACUGAGAGCUUAGAGUCUAGAACAGGCUAUGCUCUUGAGAUACUUAAAGUCUUGGCAGUGAAUACUUCGCUUUUAAAUAUUAUUGCUCAUUUUACUUAUACUUCUUCACACAAAGAAAAAUGACUUCAGUGUAUAUUUGUUUUUAUUGAAACACUUUUUAUUGUUGAAAGACAGGAAACAGCACUGAAAUCAGUUGAAUAAAAUGUG
Molecule: messenger RNA, 1166 nt
Organism: Fukomys damarensis (Damara mole-rat)
Lineage: Eukaryota; Metazoa; Chordata; Mammalia; Rodentia; Bathyergidae
Gene: Thoc7
Product: THO complex 7
Exons: 8
Coding region: 472-930 (152 amino acids)
Biological process (GO): mRNA processing; mRNA export from nucleus
Cellular component (GO): THO complex part of transcription export complex
Source: RefSeq, a predicted model, not a curated record